Hypanus sabinus (Atlantic stingray) is the source of this 1663-nucleotide messenger RNA. RefSeq names its product capping protein-inhibiting regulator of actin dynamics-like. NCBI's taxonomy places the organism in Eukaryota, Metazoa, Chordata, Chondrichthyes, Myliobatiformes, Dasyatidae. The transcript has 3 exons. The record is from RefSeq and is a predicted model, not a curated record. Bases 344 to 1663 code for a protein of 439 amino acids.
AAAGUGUAUUCAUUGCAUGUAAAAUAUAUCGGCAUGCGAUGACGUCACAUCCGGUUUCGCCGCGUCUUGUGGGAAAACACCGGUUUGAAAUUAGCGCGAGGGUGGGGGCUCACCACGAGGCUCACCUGAGCACAAGCAGUUUUGCAGGCAUUAGAAAUCACAGUGAGAGCAACGCUUUUUCACCAUAUGUUAAUGUGAAGAGUGAACAGUAAAUGGUUAAUCUUACUGCGAUCUGGUUUGCAUUGGCUGUGGUUUAUCCGGACGUUAAAUUCGGCGUUUCGUUACACCCGAAGGAGAACGUUACAGUGAAAAAGCGGCAUUAUCAGGUGUUUCAAGUGCUGCAAUGUCAGCUCAAUCCAGCAUCAAGUCGACGCCGCCCAGCGACAAGGGCAGUAAACCGACAUCAAGUAAGCCCACCCGGGCGUUAUCAGGUGUUCCAAGUGCUGCAAUGUCAGCUCGAUCCGGGAUCAAGUCGAUGGCGCCCAGCGACAAGGGCAGUAGAACGACAUCAAGUAAGUCCGCACAGGCAAGAGCCAAGGCAGAAGCCGCCAAGGUGCUACUGCGUUACGCCAGACAAGAAGCAGUUUUGAAAAUGAAACUGGCCACCAGAGAAGCCGAAAUCCAGAAAGAAAGGGCCGCCAGAGAAGCCGAAAGGGCCGCCAGACAAAGAGAAGAGGCUGCCAGAGAAGCCGAAAUCCAGAAAGAAAGGGCAGCCAGAGAAGCCGAAGAGGCUGCCAGACAAAGAGAAGAGGCCGCCAGAGAAGCCGAAACCCAGUUGGAAAUGGCAAAAAUAUCGACAGAGUUGCAAGUGCUGCAGCUAGAAAGAGAAGAAGAAGCUGCCAUGGCGGAAGCAAAGUACAUAGAACAAGCUGAAGGGUCGCGUGAUCUGACCGAAGUAAGAUCUACUUUAGAAAGGACCAGACUGGAACGCACAAGCGACUAUGUACAAUAUCAAAUAGACAGGCAGGCUCGUCUCCCCUCUCCAUACGUAUUCGAUAACUUCCCCAGCUACGAGGAACCUCAGAGAGUCACGAUUGCAUCACAUCCAUACGAGGAAGGAAAUUUACCCUCACGGCUCCGUGAUGAAGUCAAGAAUGAAAGAACCGACAACGCUCCUUCACCCCCACAACAGGACGGCGGGGAGGGAGAGGUUCACUCCAGGACAACAAUUGUCAGCUCGAACUGUACAGAAGUUUGCGGUCAAACUCAGUCAAGCCGUUCUUGUUCCGAGAUCUGCCUCACUGAGGUGUACCCUAAAGAAGCACAACAAGACAUUACCAAGCGUAAAGUAACCGACAAGACGCUAGGUCAGUCAGUUUUCGUUCAAACCGAGGACGGAAACAAACUUGCACAAUCAGCUCAAGAUACCAUUUCUUUAAAACCCAAAGACACCAAGGUCUUCAGAGAUGAAGCAAGCAAUGGGGUUGCCCCAUUGCCUUUCAGAGAACCACGCCAGCGCUCACCAGAUAACAAAGAGCAGGCAGUCAAACGGUUCACGUCCUUACGGAAAACCCGGAAAAGGAAACCUGAGAUGCAGCAACACACCCGAUUGGCCCACGAGAGCAUUUUUGCUCGUUUUACACCAAGGACAAUGGCGGUAGCUCUUGAGCACAAAACAUGUUUGCCGUUUACACUGUUAUCCUCACAACUGAUGAACAUGUGA